UGCAAUUGCAACUAGAACCGGAACUGGAAAUCGAGCGAUCUCGGAGAUACGAGAAUACAGAGGCGUAGUUCAAUUGUGCGAAGCGUGCUCAGGGUCCGUUUUUCCCUCCCUCGUUGCGUUGCUGAUACUGUCCUGCGUUCCUUCCUUCCACUCUGUUUCGUGCUCUGCCCCUUCUCUUCUUCCUCCUCCUCCUCCCUCUCUCUCUCCCUCUCCCUCCCUCUCCCGCUGCCGUUGCGGCCUCAUCUUCGACGUUUUCAUCAAGAAAAUAGCCGCAGCUGGUCUCGUGUGCGCAGGGAGUGGCCCUCCUUUCCCACGGUUUCUUCACGUCCGGUGGCAAUCUGCUGUGCUUCUCGUGAGGCGGGCUUAGUGGCGGGGUUUGUUGUUGGGCGCUGAAGGGUUGGAGUGCGCGUCACGUCUCGACAGGCCAGUAGUUGGUGGGCGGUGUUGGUGCGUACUUGCGUAGGCGAAGCGGGGCAGUGGUGGAGGCGCGCGUCGGAGGGGCUGUGGAAGGACGAGGGUGGGACGCAGAGGAGUCUAGGGUUCGCUGCGUGGGGUGAAGAAUAUUGAUCCGCGGCCGCGGGGAGUCAUUUAAUGCAGUUAGGGUACAGUUUGGUGAGCAGAGGGGGAGUUGGUGUUGCACUUGCUGCCGCAGGCAAUAGGAGCUCGAAACAUGUUGACAAGCGACAGGAGGGCGAGCUCGGCCCGGCGAGGUUUGCAAGUUUUGGGGAAGAUACCUGCAGUACCUAAGCCUAUCAACCUGCCAAGCCAACGGUUGGAGAAUCGUGGACUGGACCCGAAUGUGGAGAUCGUACCAAGGGGUAGUUUGAGCUGGGGAUCUGGUGGGACUUCGCCGUCGACGAGUAGCAACGCAUGGGGGAGUCCAGCACAGGCAUCGUCUCCGCCUAGUGGCACUGGAGUAUGGGGACCAAAGGCGGGUGCAGCAUCCGGGGGCAGCAGCGGGACGGGUGGAGGGGCAACGUCGGGGAGCAUUCCACGUCCGGGGUCGGGAGGCGGCGGCGCGCGUCCGCAGUCAGCGGAAAGUGUGGGGCAGACGCAGCAGGCGGGCGAGUCGUUUGGAGGAAAUACGAACUCGAGCAGCGCGUGGGGUGCGAGGCCGUCUUCGGCUUCUGGAGUGUUGGGGCAAGCGCAACCGCUGCUGGCGCAGGCGCAAGCUCAAGCCCGUCCUCGGAGCGCGGACAUUUCACGGCCGAGUCGGAACCUGUCGGAGUUUGGGGAUGAGUCGGGAGAGUCUACUCCACCGGGCAGCGCAUCAUGGGCGACGCGGCGCAGGCUGGGGGAGGAGGGUCACCAGGCGUCGCGGUUUCAGCUGACGAGGACAGACUUUCCUACAUUGGGGUCGGAGAAGAACCCAGACCUGCGUCCACAACAGAGCAAUUCAGGCGCGGAGCGUGGACCUCUGGUGGAUGCGAAAGGGGCGCAUGGCGAGGAGAGGAGGGCGCCUACGCCACCACCUGGUCCUCAUGAAGAGGUUCCAGCAAGGCCUCGCAGCGCCGGGUACGGGCAUCCAGAGCGGGGUGGUCCGGAGAACUGGAGGAGAGAGGCGCCAGCAUUCCAAGGACCAGUUCCGCGUGCGGAAGGGAACUGGCACUGGGAUGGGCCAUCAGGAAGGCCAGCAUACGGCGGGCAAGGUCCUUCCCCGGACAGGUGGAAACGGGAGGGUGGUCCAGCAGACGAGAACUGGCGGCGGGGAGGAGCUCCACCGGUGGGUCAGUAUGGGUCUGCACCGGGGCCUGGUCACUAUCCGCACGAGGGGCCAGGGUUCAUGCACGGACCUCGGUUCGGCCCGGGGCCAGCACAUUUUGGUCGCGGAGCGGGAGGUCCUGGCGGAUACGGUCACCACGGGGAGGCGUACGGGAACGCAGGACCGCUGUUGCGACCAGGGGGGCCGAUGCACCCGAUGAGGCCGAACAUGUAUCAGGGGCCGGUGCCGUACGAGGGAUUCUAUGGGCCUCCAGGGCCGGGGUACCAAGGGAUGGAGGAUCCGGAGCGGAUGAUGAUGGGGAUGGGCGGGGGGCCAGGGCCAUACGGCGGAUAUCUGCCGCACAGGGGGCCACCUCCGGAAGCGUUCGGGCGGUUCGGGCACGGGGGCAUGAAGCAGCAGGGGCCGCGGCACUCGCGAGAAGGGAACUUGCGAGAGCGCGGCGAAGCGGUGGGAGAAGGGUAUCACGAAGGUCCGAACUACCACAAAGAAGGUGGUGAAGGUGGCGGGCACAAGGAUGGAAGGGGGUACGAGGAGCGGUUCAACGGGGGGGUGGGUGGCGGUCACGAGGUGGGCGACAACCGCAGAGGCGGGAUGAUUCGGGGAGGCGGUGGGGGGGUGGACGUUCGCGGGCACGCACAGGGAAGCGCGUCCGGCGUGCAUCACGGCGGGCAGGGGCACCGUGACUGGGGAGCAGCCGCAAGCAGCGACGAGCCGAUGGAUUUUACGAAGCCGGUGUUCGAGGAGGAAGCGCGGUCGUCAUCCGGCGGUGGUUCGGGAAAGCAGUCGCCGGUGUAUGCAGAGGAGAAGGGGGCGGGCGGAGGGGAGGUGAAGCGGGAGAUUGCGAAGGCGGAUGCGGAGAAGAGCGCGGUGGAUGCGGAAGCAGUGAAGGGCGAAGAGAAGACGUCCGUAGUUUCGGGAGAAGUGAUUGGGGACGGUGAGGAAUCGAGCGCGGCGAAGGCGAACUCGGAGGGCGGAGACGAUGCGGGCAUGAAGGAGGAGGGCGAGACAGAAGCUGUGCGAGCGGGAGUAGAGGAGGAGGAGGUGGGGAAGGAGGUGGUGGUGAAGGAGGUGUUGGUGAAGGAGGUGGUGGAGAAGGAAGUGGUUUCAAAGGAGGUGGUUGCAAAGCUUGUGACGAAAGACAAGUGGGAGAGGGGCAGCAGGCGAGUCGACGGUCAGAGCCAAGGGCGUGAGGCAGGUGGGAAUGCGGGAGGCUCAAAUGUGCGAUCGAGCUCUCACAGCGGCGGUGGGAAGUCGAGUGUCGUUGGGGGCUUUGCGCGAAACGGCGAAGCAGAUGUUUCCGGCGGCGCACAAUGCGUGCGUCAGUCGAGCGAGGGGAUGUCGGAGAAGUCGGAACCGGAGGUCCCUAAAGGUAACGAGAAGGGGCGGAUGUUUAGGCGUCCGGAGAGCCCGAAGGUCCAGGUCGGUCGCGGCGAGGGCGAUGUUCCGGAUGGCAGUGCGAGUCUACCAGGCGCUGGGCACGAGAGCAGCGGGAAGGAGGUGGCGAAACCGAAGGGCAAGGCGUCUUCCCACGACGUGGAGAAGGAGUGGAGGCCGAAAGUUCCGAUUGCAGAAGUGAGUCCGAGGCAUCAUGCGGGUGGUGCAGCUCAGGCGUCGAAAGCGAGCGGCGGCGGUUCCGCAGGAGCAGCGGAGGGCACGAAGAGCAAGAGCUCGGAAUCCGAGAAUGGACCGCGGGGUGUGUCGAGGGCUGAUAACAUUGAACCACAGCGGGGGUCAGCGAAGGAGAAGGCAGCUCAGAGGUCAAACCGAUUGGCGAAAGAGGAGGAGGAAUGGGUGAAAGAGCAGAAGGCGAAGGCGAGGGCAAAGCUGGAGGAGCUGAAUCGAAGAUCCAGUGGCGCAGCGGGAGGUGGAGGCAAGGAAGCAAGCGCGGUGGAGGUGUCGGGGGAGGUGGAAGAGAGUCAGGAAGGCGUGGAGGAUGUCGGGGCGGUGGAGGCAGAGGCAGUGGCGCAGGGCCUCGGGAGCAGUAAACGUGGCGGGCGCAACGAACACGGGAAGCGGGAGCGGGACAGGAAGGCGAGCGGGCGGAAAGGUGGAGUAGGAGAGGUGGAUCGAGGUAAAGUGGGUGUGGGUGGUGCGAUGGGAGCGGGCCCUAGCGCGAGCGGUGGUGCCGUACUGAGCACCCCGGUGGGUGCGGGUGUUGGUGAAGGACAAGGCCAACAGGCGAACUCGCAGCGCGAGGGUCGGCACAGGGGACGGCCGGAGAAGAAGCAGGUGAUUGCGAGGGUGGAGGAAGUGGAGCGGUCGGUGGGAGGGGGUAGUGCGUCGAGCGGCGUCCCUGCGGCAGGCGGCAGCGGGGGCUGGAGCAUGGAGAUUGUGGCAGCGCCGGAGGCGGAUUCAGGAAUCGCAGGCCAUGUGGGUACAGGCAGCACGGAGGGGUCAGGCAGCCUGCGUAAGAGCGAGAGCAGUCGCACGAGCAGGAACACAGAGCGUCCAGAGGCUCCAGUGGUGAUGAUGGCGGAGAGCAUUCAGUUUGGUGACAUAGUGGUAUCGGAGCUCCACAGCACGGAAUUCCACAUCUCCGGGAGCGAGCAGGGCGCGGAUGCAGGCGUGAGCGGGUGGCACGGGGACGCGGGGAAGGAGGCGAGCUUGUCGGGCGAUGCUCUGACGGGCGACGAAGGGUCGGCGGUGUCGACGAACGGAGACGGUCCCAGCAAAAGGAUGCAACGCAAGGGUCGGGGUGCUCGGCGUCCGGGGAGAAGCGACAGGGGAUCACAGGAUCAACGGGCGGCGGAGAAGUCUCACGGGAUCGAUAACCUGGUGUGGGCUCCGGUGCGGUCUCCUGGAAGCGUGGGAGGGACGACGAAGGGAGAGGGGCCUCAAUCGGGGUACGGGCAGGAGGAGGGCAGCGCGGCACCGCAGCAAACGCGGGGGAAGAGGGCGGAGAUGGAGCGGUACACUCCGAAGCCUCUGAUGAAGUAUCAGGAGGCUUCGGAGCAAGCGAGUGGGACCCCGCAUCAGCACACACAAGGGGGACAGAACCCGGGCUCUGGAGGCGGCGUUGGCGUUGGCACGGGGGCGGUGGCGGUGGUGGAGGGUGCAGGGGUUGGUGUUGGAGAAAGCAAGCAGUCGUGGUCUUUUGGAGACGCGAGGGGUAAUCAGGAGGCGAAGGCGGUGGAUGGUGGGAGUAAGGGCGGGAGGUCGCAUGGAUCUUGGCGGCAGAGGAGCUCCGGAGGCGAGCGGGUGAGCGAGAGCGCGAGGGAGGGGAGCGGUGUGGAGUCUGCAGGAUCGGGUCACGGGGAUGCAGGACAUCAGCAAGUUCAGCGGCAGGAUCAGAAGUACGGUGGCGGAGGAGGUGGGGGUCGUCGCAAUCAGUCGGGAUCGGAGCAGGUGAUAGCGGGUGCACAGUCGACGGCGGUGGGUGGUGGCCCAGGGUCUGGCGCAAGCGCAGGGCCAAGCCCAGGUUCAGGCCCAGUUGGAGCUGGCGGUCGAGGUCCAGCGGCGGGUGGCGCGCAAGCGUCGGAGAGGGAGCAUCCGGCGGACAAGAAGCUGUAUCAGCCACCACGGCCGGCGUCUGUGUCUGGUCAGCGCGGUCAAGAUUAUCGCGGGCAUGGUCCUUACGGAUCGGAGCACAAGGGGCAGGAGCAGGGCAGUGGAGCACAUUCUCGGCAGGCGAAUGCAGGAGCAGAUAGGGGUGCUGCAUUGGAGAGCGUGGGGUCGCAGCAGCAGCGCAACAGCGGUGGGCAUCAUGCGAGGAACCAGAGUGCGGAGAAGGAGCAGGGCCCGAGCCACCAGGUGUAUCUGACCCCACACGCACAGCAGAAAUCGCAGGGUGCAGGAGGGUUGAAGGAGUCGAGUCAGGCGGUGUAUCGGGAGAGGGAAGGGCAACAGCAGCAGCUGGGUCCUCGGGGUGCAAGCCAGCAUGGCGGGGAGGGCGGUGAGCUGGGGCCGUACAAUAGCAACAGCAACAGGGGAAGGGCGGAGAGAGAUCAGGCGGGGAGGGCGCCUUCGGGUGCGCAGAGAGGGCAGGGUCAGUGGCAACAGACGGGGGGCAACGAGGGGUUUCGGUCAGGUGCGUCGCGGACGCAUGGUCCGGAGAGAGACGGAGGGGCGAGUCGUGAGGCGAGCAGGAUGGAGGCGUCGAAGCAGCAGGCAGCGGAGGCGCAACGGGGUCAGCAGUCGGAGCAGUCGGGGCAGCAGCAGAACAAAGGAGGGCAGCAGGCAGGGGCGGUGGCGAUUCCAAGCGCGAAAGCAGAGAGCGGGGGGUGGGUGGGAGAAGGUGGGAGUCCGCCGGUGGGACGUGGAAGGGAUUACAACCAGGGUCGGAGGGGACGGUUGGGUGGUCGUUCAGGUCCUCGGAACGUGGAGAUGGAGCAUCGACGGGAUCCUCAAGCGUCGAAGCAACGGCUGGUAAUUGAUGCUACAGGAGGUUUGACGCGCGGAUAGGCGGGGCGUCGCGUGGGUGUUGGCGUGGAACGUGUGGAUGAGGUGGGGGGGGGGGGGGGGACAACGGAGCGUGUGGUGGAAAUGUGGGCGUGGCGGCCACAGAUGGAACGAGCAGUGGUGUGGGUGUGGUGCGGGCAAGUCGUUGGACGCAGCGGGUGGCAUUGUGGCAGCUGUGGCAGUGAGGAGGGGACGUGUGCGGCUUUUGCUUGGCGGGGACAUUGGUGCGAACGACAGCUUGGGCAGGCGCCGCGGACGAAAAGGGUGCGAGGGAGGGGCUGAAGAGGUGUGACGGGGUGUGAAGUGCAGGGUCACAUCAGAGCAAAGCGUGGGCGGGAUAGAUGAGUGCGUGUACUGUGGUGUUAGGACGAAGUGGAGGGCUGUUAAAAGGCAACGACUGAUUCCCGAGUAGGAGCUCGCUGUACAAACUUGUGUCUGUAAGGUCCUUGGUUUCGCAAUCAUGGUGUACCACUACAGUAGUAGUCGUUGAGGGAGUAGAAGUAUACCUUCUUUUUACAUGGUGUACUGAGGUUUGGAGAACACUUGAUGAUUGAAAUUGGCGGGUUUUGAUUCAAUGCUUUAUCUCGAUUGGAGGCAUUUUGAAGUGUACACUGAGGAGCCGGAGUGGCGUGAGACUGGUUCAGCUAAUUGUUUAAUCGUACCUGGGUCGAUUAAAUGUCGAUCCUAAAUUUAUGUCACUUUUUUAUUGGAUUUUUCUGCACGAA
Molecule: messenger RNA, 6846 nt
Organism: Physcomitrium patens
Lineage: Eukaryota; Viridiplantae; Streptophyta; Bryopsida; Funariales; Funariaceae
Biological process (GO): epigenetic regulation of gene expression
Source: RefSeq, a predicted model, not a curated record